AGUCUCGAUAACAAUUACUGCUAUUUAUGACGCGCGUUCUAACAGUACGAAUUUGCGCAACCGUUCCUAAUUGAAGAAAACGCGGCGGGUUCGAUUCUCCCCUACGGCCGUCGCGCAUCUGUCGUCCGCGUUUACCAAAUCCGGCGGCCAUCGGCGCGAACGGUUCAUUACGUUCUCGUCACGAUCCUCCGCGUCUGACACGUGUUCUGUUCGCGCGAGAGGAAACGGCGGCUGUCGUUAAAGUCGCGCGUCAAACGAUUACAAUGUGAUACGACGCUGUUGUGUAAACAGGAGUAGGUGGACGGAGUGGGAGGACGUUUUUCUUAAGGCCCCCAUAUAUGCUGAGACCGGCGGCGACGCGGACGUCGCAGCAAGUGAUGGGUUUGAGCCUUCUUCGCUGUUUCUUCCAGUGAAAUAUGUAUCAUGAAACUUUGGGAGACUCGAACUCGUCACUUACAGUAAUGCCACAGGUGUCGACGUGCCUUUAGAGAGUAGAAUGGUCCUGCUUGUGGCCACAGUACUCAGGAGUACCCUUAGUUCCAAUUUUUCAGCUGAUUUAUUCCUUUCUUCUGCUGAAAAAAUUAAAAGUCACUAUCAUAUGUCUCAAUAAAAAAUAGCACUUUUAAGAUUAGUUUUACAAUUAUUUAUUAUUUAGAAUUAUAGUUUGUUGUACUACUUCUUUGAGAAGUGUGGAAGGUUUUAAAGAUCACGAUACUCUGCAUGGCAGUGGUCCACGUGAUUUGCGACCUACCACCGGGUACCAGACGCAACACGUACCUGCCACCUGAGCCGACAAAGGGUUACAAUUACGACACGCCUGCGAUACCAUUCCCCAAGUCGACGACCACGCGACCACCGUUCUCACCGACGACGCCGUACCCGACCAGAACGCCGCGUCCUUAUCCUAAAACGACCACAAAGUUCCCGACAACGAGACCAACACCUGGCACAGGAUAUCCGCCACCGGGACCAAGGCCCACACCGGAUUUCCCUGAUUAUGGACCACCGACUGGACCCACCCCUGGUGGACAUGACCACCAUCAUCACGAGCCAGGCAUGCCGUUCGACUUCAACUAUGCAGUGAAGGAGGACGCGUUCGGCAACGAUUACUCCCACAACGCCAUCAGCGACGGUGACAUUGUCCGCGGAGAGUACAGAGUUCAACUUCCGGACGGGAGGUUGCAGGUCGUGCGAUACACAGCUGACUGGAAGCACGGGUUCAGUGCGCAGGUUUCCUAUGACGGGAAUCCCCGUUUCGACGUUCCUCGGCCGACUGGCACCUUCACGGGCUACUAAGAGCGUCGUCGAGCCUAGGGUUGCCAACUUUAACACGCACUCACGUCCUUCCGCGAUUCUCAGUGCCCUGAUAACAACACAGCUCUAAUUAGAUGAAAUCAUAAUUUUUGGAUAAACGAGAUAUCCCUCUUAUUUCUUUCUUUAUUUUCCAAAUGUCGCUUAACCCCUUGUCCAAUGAAUUAUUUUGUUAAUUAUGAUCGAUGCAACUACUUUAUUAGAACAAUUUUGAUGCUUAUUCUAUGUCUAUGUAUACUCUAAAGGUUAACGACUGAUAAUAGAAAAGUAAUAUUUAAUUUAUAUUUAAAAAAAGAAAUAAAUAAUAGAUUUUUGAAAUUCAGUUUGAAAUUUUCACCAGGAGUCUGACAUGAUAUUGUAGGUCAGGGAGUUAAUUUAAGGUUUGAUUAUAACCAGGAGAAACUCAUUAUCCUUACAGAAGAAUGAUAUUUGGGAAUACUUAGCUUUGAAAGCAUCUGUGGUAGCGUCUUCCUGCAGGAUGAAGAAUCUUUAAUUAUAGACGUUUUCCUCUAAUUUACUGCCAGUACUAGAAGCAAUAAGAGCAACCCCUUUAGCCCAGAGUAUAUUUCUUAUUCCUCAGUUAGUUGUGUCCAAUGGACACGGAUAUACAUAGAAGGAGCAAAAUAAAUAAUUGUAAAAAUCAAGGUGUAUUUCUUUCUGAAACACGAGAUGUCGGUUGAAGAUUAAUUUCUAGCAGUAAUUAUUUAAUUGAAACGCCGCUAAUUACGAGACCAGUACUAACCCCCUUGCAGUUCAGUUUCUUGCAAUGACUUUAGUCCAGAAAGGGACAAAAAAUCAAGAGGCAUGUGUCUCCAUUACGUUGGGGAUGAUAAUUAUAUAGCCAAGUUGUCGGAGAAAGGAGAAUUCAUUGUAUUAUUUUUUAUAAUAAAAAUAUGUGUAAUUUAAAACUUCCCUCUUUUACUGUAAUUUCUUUUGUAUUUCAGAACCGAAUGAAAUUUUAUUUUAUUUAAAGAUUUUUUUUUAAUUGAUGAACUGAAUUAAUUUAAACAUUCUUUUACUCUUUAUGUAAACUACUGAAAAGAAAUGUAAAUCAGAAAGUACCCUUACACUGCCAACCCUA
This is a messenger RNA of Nomia melanderi (Alkali bee), 2392 nucleotides long. RefSeq lists its product as uncharacterized. Gene Ontology annotation, cellular component: extracellular matrix. The record is from RefSeq and is a predicted model, not a curated record. Lineage: Eukaryota; Metazoa; Arthropoda; Insecta; Hymenoptera; Halictidae.